Lotus japonicus is the source of this 918-nucleotide messenger RNA. Its product is annotated as protein MAIN-LIKE 1-like. Lineage: Eukaryota; Viridiplantae; Streptophyta; Magnoliopsida; Fabales; Fabaceae. The transcript is spliced from 3 exons. Gene Ontology annotation, biological process: meristem development; meristem maintenance. Bases 1 to 918 code for a protein of 305 amino acids. The record is from RefSeq and is a predicted model, not a curated record.
AUGAGCGCUGUUCGUCAGCGUGUGGAGGGGACCGGACUCUAUCCGCUCUUCAGUUGCACCUAUCCGGAGAUAGACACACCCCUUCUAUCUGCCCUCGUCGAGAGAUGGCAUGAGGAUACCAGCAGCUUCCACAUGCCAUUCGGGGAGAUGACCAUCACCCUGGAUGACGUGUCAUCUAUACUUCAUUUGCCGAUGGGUGCUAGGUUUUAUACUCCCGGACAGGCCAGCAGAGAACAGGCAGCGGAGACCUGUGUUCUGCUCUUAGGAGGGGUAGCCACAGACUACAUCAUGGAGUUUAAGGCGGUGAAGACCAUUGGCUUGCGGUUCGGGUUCUUGCAGACUCUUUACUCUAGGGCUCUUACUGAGCAUCGGCAUGACCAUGCAGCACGGAUGUGGCUACUUCACCUCCUCGGUUCGACCUUGUUUGCGAACAAGAGUGGAGGACACUACACUUCUGUCCAUUGGAUCGGCAUGCUGCAGCACCUUGAUCGGGUGUCAGAGUAUGCGUGGGGCGCCAUUGCACUAGCUACACUGUAUGAUGCACUUGGUCAUGCCUCACGGAGGAAGACCAAGCAGAUGAGCGGUUGUUCUUCCCUCCUGGUAGCUUGGGUGUUUGAGCACUUCCCACCCACCAUUAUUCAGCGGAUUGAGGUCCCCGAGUACACGGAGGACCAGCCCAGAGCGUGCAGGUGGAUGGAGUCACGGGCUGGGCAUGCAGGACUGAUGGAGAGGCGAGUUCUCUUCGAUGAGAUGACGGCAGAGGACGUCAUAUGGACACCGUAUGAGGAGCACAGGAGUCACAGAGAGCUGGACGUCCGAGCUUUAUACUCAGGCUACAUCCGAACUCCCAUCCGGGCGGCCGUGCGACCUCAUCUUCCUGAGCGAGUGAUGCGGCAGUUUGGCAUACCUGGAUUAUGA